Messenger RNA from Hyaloperonospora brassicae, 1236 nucleotides. Lineage: Eukaryota; Oomycota; Peronosporomycetes; Peronosporales; Peronosporaceae. The record is from the annotation of a GenBank genome assembly.
AUGAGCUCGGACGAAGGCGUGACGCUCUACAGCGCGUUGGACCGCAACAAGAAGCGACAGAUGAUGGUGUCGCUCUCAUCUUCAUCAGAUGAACUCAGCGAUGAUGGAAACAGCUUUGAAGAUUUUGCUAUACUGGAGACGCCCGUAAAGAGACGAAGAUAUUGUGCAUCGCUGGACAAAGAUGCGAAAAGUGGCGAAAGUCUGGUCAAAGAAGGAAACCUACUAGCACUGCCGCAUAGCAGUGACGAAGACAACGAUGUGGACUCACCCAGCGAGAAAGAAGCAGAUCAUCAGCGCAAAUUGCAGCUUGAGCGCGAGAUUCGGCAGGAACUGGAAAGCGAUAAGGUGCUGAAUCAGACCCGAGCCAUCUUGAACAAGGUUUUGGUCACCAAACGACAGACAACAGCCGACAAUUCGGAAGUGAUCUCGCUCGAUUCUGACUCGUCUGACGAUAGCGAUGCCGCGUGUCUUAUUGAGACCGUUGCGCGUCCGUCAUCGAAUCUUGCAGUCGCAAAAGAAGCCCAAAUCGUGCUGCGUGUUCGUUCUAAUGGUGGUGCGGUUGAUGAGGUUGCUAUCUAUAAGAAGGGUACUUUUGAGCAGCUGUAUACGAGCUUUUGUGAGCUACAUGGAUUGCCGCGAACGGCUGUCACAAUGUCUCUGGAUGGGAAGGUGUUGGCACCUAAGGACUGUGUUGGUGACAAUAUCUCUGACUACUUGAUUGAAGCUAAAGUGGACUUUUCGAAGCAAAUUGAGUCAAAGAAGAAGCGGUAUUUGCGCCUGCGGUUGGUGGUGUUCGGUAGACGAUCCGAGAUAUAUAAAAUCGAUUCGACAGCAACAAUCCAGAAACUGCACACGAGUUAUUGCAAGCGACAUGGCAUCGCCAACCCAGAUGAUGUCGUCAUGAGUAUGCAAAAUCAGGAACUUCGGCUGAAUGAACGCCUUGAUUUCUAUGGGCUUAUCGAUCACGACGAAAUCUCAGUCAAGGUUAGCGACAACCUUGUAUCACGCCAGACAAUAGCGGUACAGCUACGAUUUUCGGAAGACGACUCCGAAAUACACCAAGUUAUUCCGGAUGCUGAGGUUGCAGUGCUACUAGCUAAGGUUGCGAAAGAGAAAGGAAGCAAGGCCUCAAAGAUAUCGCUCAUGAUUGACGGAGAAAAAAUGGCAUCAUCGCGAACCUUUACGAGCUACGAUUUGGAAGGCGGCGAAUUGAUUGAGGUCAACAUCGCGUCUUGA